Messenger RNA from Nerophis ophidion (straightnose pipefish), 2073 nucleotides. RefSeq names its product calcium channel, voltage-dependent, beta 3a (gene cacnb3a). The transcript has 14 exons. Gene Ontology annotation, biological process: neuromuscular junction development; chemical synaptic transmission; regulation of voltage-gated calcium channel activity. Gene Ontology annotation, cellular component: voltage-gated calcium channel complex. The record is from RefSeq and is a predicted model, not a curated record. NCBI's taxonomy places the organism in Eukaryota, Metazoa, Chordata, Actinopteri, Syngnathiformes, Syngnathidae. Gene Ontology annotation, molecular function: protein binding; high voltage-gated calcium channel activity. The coding region runs from base 243 to 1892 and encodes 549 amino acids.
CAGUAUCCAAGGCGCGUCAUUCUUCCUCCCUCUCUCCUCCUCACUCGCUUUCUGUUCCACCUUCUUCUACACGGCUGGGAUAUCGAUCGCCUGGCCAUUGUGUUGUCGCUCCGAGCCACCGUUUCCUCGCCGACUUAGCCGCAUUUCGAUGUGUUUGCUGUCGCCCGCUGCUUCCGCCACUGACCCAUGUCCGCGUGCAUCCCGCGUCCUGCCCGCGCCCCCGCUCUGUGGCCGCCGUCACAAUGUCCACUGCGCCCGUAGACUCGCUAUCCGCCCUGGAGAGCGGCCCCCAGUCCCACUACUUCCAGCUGCCCAGGAAGUUGCCUAAACGUAAGAGCCGCUUCAAACGCUCCGAUGGCAGCACCUCCUCAGACACAACGUCAAGUUUUAUCAAGCGUCAGGGGUCAGCUGAUUCCUACACCAGUAGACCGUCGGAUUCCGACCUGUCAGCAGAGGAGGACCGCGAGGCGUAUCGGCGUGAAGCCGAGCGCCAGGCACAACUUCAGCUUGACAGAGCGAAGUCCAAGCCUGUGGCGUUUGCAGUAAAGACAAAUUUGAGUUACUGUGGAGCUCUGGAUGAGGACUGCCCUGUCCAAGGAGCUGCGGUCAACUUUGAUGCCAAAGACUUCCUUCACAUCAAAGAAAAGUACAAUAAUGACUGGUGGAUUGGACGGCUGGUCAAAGAGGGAGCCGACAUUGCCUUCAUUCCUAGCCCGCUGAGACUGGAGGCAAUGAGACUCAAACAGGAGCAGAAACAGAGGAAAACUGGGGGCAACUCCUCCAGUUUGGGAGACAUGGUGACUGGGAGCUGGAGGACCACGCCGCCAUCUUCAGGUGAAGCUAAACUGAAGCAAAAACAGGAACAUGUCCCUCCAUAUGACGUGGUGCCCUCCAUGAGACCGGUGGUCCUUGUGGGACCAUCACUGAAGGGCUAUGAGGUGACAGAUAUGAUGCAGAAAGCUCUUUUUGACUUCCUGAAACACAGAUUUGAGGGAAGAAUCUCAAUCACCCGGGUCACUGCCGACCUGUCCCUAGCCAAGAGAUCCGUCCUGAAUAAAAGGCCAAUAAUGGAAAGGUCUAACACGCGAUCCAGCUUAGCGGAGGUUCAAAGUGAGAUCGAGAGAAUAUUUGAGCUCGCUAAAACCCUGCAGCUAGUGAUUUUGGAUGCGGACACCAUCAACCAUCCCGCUCAGCUGGCCAAAACCUCUCUGGCACCCAUCAUUGUCUAUGUUAAAGUCUCCUCACCUAAGGUGCUUCAGAGGCUGAUCAAGUCCAGGGGGAAGUCUCAGAGCAAACACCUGAAUGUUCAGAUGAUGGCUGCAGACAAACUCUCUCAGUGUCCCCCGGAUUUGUUUGAUGUCAUUUUGGAUGAAAACCAGCUGGAGGAUGCCUGUGAGCACUUGGCUGAAUACAUGGAAGUGUACUGGCGGGCCACUCAUCUCCCAGGGAUCAGCCCUCUUAAUCCUCUUUUAGAGCAGACUCUGAUGACCCCGCCCUCCGCCAACUCCAGCCUCCAGAACAAGAACCAGCCACAGCCCAGCGAGGCGGCGGGCUUGACGGCCGAGGAGGAGGAGGAGGCAGGCGAGGAGGCCGUCUCCCCUGUCGAGCAGGACAGCCUCAUGCCGUCAGACGAGGCCAGCGACUCACUGUCCCACGGCCAGAGGGGGAGCCCGUGUCACAGGGGCGGCGAGGAAGAGGAGGAGGAGGAAGAGUACGCCUCUCCGUGCCACGGCCGCACAUACAGGAGCGUGUACCCCGCCCACCAGGGCCACGCGGGCGCCCACAACGCCAACGAGUCGCAGGACAGGCUGCUGCAGAGUGAAGCCCAGCAGGGUCACAACCUGAGGAACAACCGCCAACGCAGUCGCCCUUGGCCUAGAGACACCUACUGAGGACCCCGACUGAGGACCCCUCCCACCAUCACCUCAAUCUGCAAGCCCAGGUCUAUUUUCAGGGCAUCAGUUAGUGAGACUGUCAACAGGGCUAAGCAUCUCUGCAACGGGACGUCUUUCAGGCAACCUUGCCUCCCGGUUUCGGACGAUUCCAAAUACAGUGGGGCAAAAAAGUAUUUAA